AUGGCUGAUAAGACUCGAAUGGAGGAUCUCUUGAAGAGACCUCUUUAUAUCUACGACCUGCCGCAAGAACUUCUCGCAAGUUUAACGGCCAAGACCACAAACCAACCUAUCGCCGAAGAAGAUACCGGUCCUUCUCCACUAGAGCUUGAACAGGCAGCACAAGACUCUGCCAUCGCAAAAUCCAGCCUUUGCCCCCUAUGCAAGGUCUCUUACAACAAUGUACAGGAUCAGCGCAGUCACGUCCGCUCAGACCAUCACCGGUACAACGUCAAAUCCCAGCUGCGGGGGACUGCGUUACUUGAGGAAGCCGAGUUUGCGAAGGCAGUCGGAGAGCUGGACGAGUCCAUUUCCGGCUCUGAGUCAUCGGAGACAGAAGAGGAGGAAGGAGAUGGAGCCGCUGGGACAACGUUGUCAGCCUUGCUGAAAAAGCAGGCCAAGAUAGCCCACCCCGAAGAGUAUAGCAAGGCAAAUAUGGCGGGUGCCCCGAAGAAUCCUCUUCUCUGGUUUUCGAGCUCGGGUUUGCCGUCCAACAAGUCCUUGGGUGUCUACAGGGCGAUGUUCUCAACCGCCGAGCAGGAUGAUCCAGCUCACCUGGUUGAUACGCUGCGCCGAAAGCAGCUAGCUCCAGUCAAAGGACGCACCAACAAUGCGAGCAAAGUGCAAGAUCCUGCCGCCUCGGGCCCUCACAUUUUCAUGUGCAUGAUUGGCGGUGGCCACUUCGCAGCCAUGCUGGUCUCGUUGGCACCGGAGAUCCACCGAAAACAAGGUGGUGUCGAAGAAAGACAAGCUAGGGUUAUUGCGCACAAGUCGAUCCACCGAUAUACCACCCGACGAAAGCAGGGUGGCUCGCAGUCUGCCAGUGACGCUUCUCGGGGAGCUGCGCACUCCGCAGGUUCAAGUCUACGUCGAUACAACGAAGCUAUGCUUGAAAAGGAGAUCAGAGAGACCUUGACAGAAUGGCGCGGGAUGAUCGAUAGCGCCGAGCUGUUGUUCGUUCGCGCUACGGGAAAGACAAAUCGGCAAAUCCUUUUUGAUAACUACGACGGACAAGUCCUCAAGAACAAAGAUCCCAGGAUCCGAGGAUUCCCCAUUAAUACCCGGCGCGCCACACAAGGAGAACUGUUACGGUGCUUCAAAGAGUUGACCCGUGUCAAGAUCAGCGAGGUAGACGAGGCCGCCAUCGCAGCCGCCGAAGCCAAGCGCAAAGAAGAAGAGUUGAAAGCAUCGACCCCAGCACCGAAACCCCAGCCCCAGAAACCAAAACUAUCAAAGGAAGAAGAAGCCGCUUUACUACACACAGGCCAACUCCAGGCCCUGAUCCGCCGCUCCAAGGUCCCCGCCUUAAUGUCUUAUAUUUCAAACAACUCCAUCCCACCCUCAUUCACAUUCACACCAGCCGACUCCCCCCAAAACUUCCGCUGCCCCACACCCCUCCACCUAGCAGCCAACCUGAACGCCCCAGCCGUCGUCACCGCCCUCCUUACAAAAACCCUAUCAGACCCAACAACCCUCAACAACGAAGGGCGCACGCCCUUCGAACUAACCGGCGACCGGGCGACGCGCGACGCAUUCCGCAUUGCGCGGCACGAGCUCGGCGAGUCUCAAUGGGACUGGGAGAGCGCGAAGGUUCCAUCCGCAUUGUCGAAGGCCGAGGCCGAGAGGCGUGCUGCGAGCGAGCGCCAAGCUGCCGAAGAAGAGGAGUCGAGCCGGCGGAAGGCGGAUCUGGAGCGGCUGAAGCGCGAAGAUGCGGAGAAGGCCGCGCAGGCCAAGACUACGAAGUCUGGUGGGCGGACGGUGGGCGCUGUUGAGAAAUCUGGCGCGGAAAAGCGCGAGGAAGAGAGUAGGGGGAUGACGCCUGAGAUGAAAAUGAGGUUAGAGAGGGAGAGGAGGGCUAGAGCUGCCGAAGAGCGGUUUAAGAAGAUGCAAGGGAAGUGA
This is a messenger RNA of Penicillium soppii, 1935 nucleotides long. RefSeq names its product putative C2H2 finger and ankyrin domain protein. NCBI's taxonomy places the organism in Eukaryota, Fungi, Ascomycota, Eurotiomycetes, Eurotiales, Aspergillaceae. The transcript is spliced from 2 exons. The record is from RefSeq and is a predicted model, not a curated record. The coding region runs from base 1 to 1935 and encodes 644 amino acids.